AAAAAGGAAUGAAGAAAAUGAGCAACAUCUAUGAAUCAGCAGCCAAUACCCUGGGAAUUUUUAACAGCCCAUGCCUGACUAAAGUGGAGCUGCGAGUUGCAUGCAAAGGCAUAUCAGACAGGGAUGCCCUCUCAAAACCAGAUCCUUGUGUUAUCCUUAAAAUGCAGUCGCAUGGCCAGUGGUUUGAGGUUGACAGGACAGAAGUGAUUCGAACCUGUAUAAACCCUGUCUUCUCCAAGCUGUUCACGGUGGACUUCUACUUUGAAGAGGUGCAGCGGUUGCGGUUUGAAGUCCAUGACAUUAGCAGCAAUCACAAUGGGCUGAAGGAAGCAGAUUUUCUUGGUGGCAUGGAGUGCACUCUUGGACAAAUUGUUUCUCAGAGGAAACUCUCCAAGUCCUUACUCAAACAUGGGAACACAGCAGGAAAGUCAUCUAUAACAGUGAUCGCUGAGGAGCUGUCAGGCAAUGACGACUACGUUGAACUUUCCUUCAGUGCACGGAAAUUGGAUGACAAG
Molecule: messenger RNA, 515 nt
Organism: Apaloderma vittatum (bar-tailed trogon)
Lineage: Eukaryota; Metazoa; Chordata; Aves; Trogoniformes; Trogonidae
Product: copine-4-like
Exons: 4
Biological process (GO): cellular response to calcium ion
Cellular component (GO): plasma membrane
Molecular function (GO): calcium-dependent phospholipid binding
Source: RefSeq, a predicted model, not a curated record